This is a messenger RNA of Anneissia japonica, 1322 nucleotides long. RefSeq names its product ubiquitin-like protein ATG12. Gene Ontology annotation, cellular component: cytoplasm; phagophore assembly site membrane; Atg12-Atg5-Atg16 complex. NCBI's taxonomy places the organism in Eukaryota, Metazoa, Echinodermata, Crinoidea, Comatulida, Comatulidae. The coding region runs from base 159 to 494 and encodes 111 amino acids. Gene Ontology annotation, biological process: nucleophagy; autophagy of mitochondrion; autophagosome assembly. The transcript is spliced from 7 exons. The record is from RefSeq and is a predicted model, not a curated record.
GGCGCUGUUGAGAAUGAGGAUAAAUAACAAGAGGAGGAUUGAUUUUUAGGGUUCAAUCAAAGAAAAUUUUAUUUCAACCUAUUAUUGGUGUUUUACACUGUUGGUUGAGAAUAAAGAAUAAAGACUUGUAAUCGCUUGUUGACAUAGUAAAAAUUAAAAUGGCAGAAAAAAGAAAUGAUGAAGAUGUAGCCAAGUCUCCUGUUACACAACAGACUACUAUUAAAAAGAAGAAAAUUGAUGUAUUACUAAAGGCAACAGGUGAUGCACCAAUUAUGAAGCAGAAGAAGUGGGCUGUUGAACCUACUAAGACUAUUGCAGGGAUUGUUGAUUUCGUAAGAAAGUACAUCAAAUGUGAUCCCACAGAAUCUCUGUUUAUUUAUGUGAAUCAAGCAUUUUCGCCGUCCCCUGACCAAACAAUCAAGAACCUCUUUGAAUGUUUUGGUAGCGAUGGUAAACUUGUUCUCCAUUACUGCAAGAGUGAAGCAUGGGGUUGACACCAGCUGCCGGAUGUUAUCAUUUAUGGUGGAUUAAGGACUCUUAGCAAUGAAUGUGUGUUUGCUGCUAACAUCACUUCAGCUACAUGGAAUCUUCAGUGCAGUCAGGAAAUUACCUGUACUACAUGUUUCUAUUAUGAAAGAGUAUAAAAUUGUAAGAGAUCCAACUGCCCUGAUUUUUUAUGCAAGCAAUGAAACAUUAAAAAAAAGUACUACUACAAGAUAGGGGGAGCCCUAAUAGAGUUCGAACCUCGCCUUUUGAAGGACUUAGUUCGUGAUUGUACUUUUUGAAAUAGGAUUACGUUCCAACGCUACCCUGGGAGUUGGACCUUUGCUCAGUUCUAUACUCUUUGCUAUUAUAUGCACUGUUUUUAUACUGUUGAAGAGUAAACUGACACAUGCCAUCAAAUCUGAGAAUCGAAAUUAGUAAUUUUAUUAAUAUUCCUAACCAAUACUUAAGAAUUUUGAACUCAAUUAUUUAAUCAUAAUUGUGGUAAUUUAAAGAAUUAUAACUAUCUACUGUGUUCCCCUUGACAGAUGAAGGGGUGAGGGAAUUCUACUUUAAUAAUAUAUUAACACCUUCCGAUAAUUUAACUCUCCUAUUCAACGUCUGCUUAUAUUGUAAUUAUAACAGUAAUCUAUUAAUGAAGAUUUUAAGCUUGGUUUCCAUACCAUCGCUACAUGCUAUCGCUGAUGCUGAUUGGUCGGUCGAAUCGGGGAGCCUUCCCGAUUGCAUCGAAGUCUGCUACACGCAGUGCAACGAUUGCACUGAAAACACUGUAUAGUGACAGUAUUAGCGACUGUAUGGAAACAAGCAAAUUUGACUUG